Molecule: messenger RNA, 909 nt
Organism: Armigeres subalbatus
Lineage: Eukaryota; Metazoa; Arthropoda; Insecta; Diptera; Culicidae
Product: adult-specific cuticular protein ACP-20-like
Exons: 2
Coding region: 424-909 (161 amino acids)
Cellular component (GO): extracellular matrix
Source: RefSeq, a predicted model, not a curated record
UUGAAAGCAACGCCAAAUCUAUUGAUUGAUUGAUCAUGGGGAGGCCGGAAAACGGUCGGUACUCGCCCACCACCCACAUACGCAAAGGGCGGCACCGGUCCAGCUGGUGGCGUUUAUUUAUCAUAUGUGGAGAGUGGAUGGUCGUUCCGUGAGUGGGUGAAAUCGAGCUUUGGUGCUAUGCACGGGCCGUUGGUGUGAAAAUGUUUGAAACCGUUGAUGAUGGGGUGGUGGUUACCUGCCGAAGGUAGAAAGUUCAGAGUGUGGUGUGGAUGACCUCUAGAAGGUGUUGCGGUCUGAUUUUCCGAUUGGCGCCAUCACCGUUUGACAGCCUCGUUCCGCACGUUCAUCGGUAUAUAUAGUGAAGAAUGGUAUGGUUAGGUACAUUAGUAGGGGCCGCAAGUUCUAACCGCAGCAGUGUCCAAAAUGUUCCGAGCAUCGAUUGUUGUAGCGGUGGCUCUGGCGGGAGCCGUUCUGGCAUACGAACAGCACGGAUUUAUCAGCGAAGUCAAGCACGUCCCUUAUAAGUGGUAUGGCGGUGGCGCCCAAGGUGGCAUAGGGUAUGGUGACGAAGGGUACUACCAGGGUGGAAUCGGACUGGGUGGCGGCGAGGAUUACUACAGUUAUCCGAAGUACAAGUUCGAAUAUGGAGUGAAGGACUACAAAACGGGCGAUCAUAAGAGCCAGUGGGAGAUUCGUGAUGGAGAUGUUGUGAAGGGUGAAUAUACUCUGGAUGAGCCUGAUGGAACCAAACGUAUCGUUGAGUACCACGCCGACAGCAAAAAUGGUUUCGAAGCAAAGGUCAAAAACAUUGGACACGCAAUCCACGAAGGUGGUUUGGGCUUGGGCGGAUACGAAGGAGGUUACCACGGACAUGGAUACAGCUACAGCAAGCUGAAGAAGUACAAUUGA